This is a messenger RNA of Physeter macrocephalus (sperm whale), 1666 nucleotides long. RefSeq names its product translation initiation factor IF-2-like. The transcript has 3 exons. The record is from RefSeq and is a predicted model, not a curated record. NCBI's taxonomy places the organism in Eukaryota, Metazoa, Chordata, Mammalia, Artiodactyla, Physeteridae. The coding region runs from base 1 to 651 and encodes 216 amino acids.
AUGUCGCUGCGGCCCCGGCCCUCAAGGAGCGGGUGCAGACGGGGCGGGCGCGGUCAAGGAGCGGGUGCAGACGGGGCGGGCGCGGUCAAGGAGCGGGUGCAGACGGGGCGGGCGCGGUCAAGGAGCGGGUGCAGACGGGGCGGGCGCGGUCAAGGAGCGGGUGCAGACGGGGCGGGCGCGGUCAGGAGCGGGUGCAGACGGGGCGGGCGCGGUCAAGGAGCGGGUGCAGACGGGGCGGGCGCGGUCAGAGGCGCAGCUGCGAGCACGGGCGAGCCGGGACCACGGCGGGCGACGAGCGGGGCGGUGCAUCCUGCCUGCGGCCUCCCCUUCGAGCUUUCGCGGGGGAAUCAGGGGCCCGUGGCCUUCCCGACCACAUUUAGACGUGAGAAACGCCCCAGUCCGUUAAAUCUCAGAACACCAGCUCAUUUCAGCGAUUUACAUGGCCAGGCAAGUGUGAUCGUCAGAAGCUUCCCACUUCGUUGCUCAGGAAACUGUCGCCCGCCCCUGCCCCUGGCACAGCCGUCAGGGUGGCUGCGCCACCAGGCUCUCCCUCCAGACUCAGCCAGGCUCCGGCCCACUGUGUCCCGCCAGCUUCGGGGUCAUAGGUUAAGCCUCCAAAUACUUCCUCAAAGCCCCUGUGUACUGUUUUGAGGGCGUCACCCCAUUCUUCUGGGUGGGACCCACCGCUUAGCUUUCUCCCCCAAAAUUCUCUCCUGUGAACUGCAGUUCUUUCUUCGGCCUCUGUGUCACCCUGUAUAGUCUGGAGGUGGGUGGUGGGCUGAAAGUAGAAAACUGGUCUUCAUAAGCAUUCCUGGCAAAUCUUGCAGCUCAUUUUGGAAUGUGUUACCUAUUGCUUGUGGCCUCAGUUGAAACGGAGACUAAAGGUUCCAGUUUAGCAUCCUUAGUGCAUCCAUCUUCCCCCCCGGAGCGUCGCAGGUACAGAAAAUGGAAACAUUUGUGCGGUCCUCGAGGGUCAACGGAUGUGCUGUUGGCAGCUGGAGGUGACUGGCCAGGAGCUCCAGCUACUCUAGGCCCAACCGGACACCUCAAGGCCCAAGGGCACGCCUGUGAUCUAUUUGCAUACCCGAUGUGUGACUUCACAUUGGUUGGGAAGCUGUGCACUAGACCGUGCACGAGGCCCGGAGUGAUGCAGAAGAGCAAACGAUUCAUUUGAGCUGUAGCGUUAAGCCACCCAGAGGUGGUGAUGCCUGAGCUGGGUUUUGAAGGAUGAAGAGGAGUUCCUAGGCAGCCAAGUAGGGCAAAGGCAUUUUGGAUAACUCAGUAGCUUGGUGCAGCUGGAGAAUCCAAGUGUGUGUUAGGUAGAAGGGGAUCUGGCUGGGCAGGAGGCUGGAGACUCUGAUUGCGCAAGGGCUCCUGGGAGCCCUCUCCCUCAAGACUUACUCAUAGCUGUUACUUUCAGCAGUCUCAGUGUCACCUCAGCCUCACUCUUGGCUUUUUUUUUUUUUUUUUUUUUUUUUAGUUCUCCUUCAUAAUUCACAUCUAAUGAAUUACCAGGUUCUGCUGCUUUCACCUUUCAACUCUUUUUCACGUGACCCCCUCCACUCCUUCCCCGCACUCACUGCCAUGGUCAUACCCAGGGUCUUCUUUCUCCCACCCGUAAAGGAGGACCUUUAUCUCCCUUGCCCACCUGCCCCUCUCCCCAUCC